Messenger RNA from Dacryopinax primogenitus, 978 nucleotides. Its product is annotated as NADP-binding protein. Lineage: Eukaryota; Fungi; Basidiomycota; Dacrymycetes; Dacrymycetales; Dacrymycetaceae. The transcript is spliced from 2 exons. The record is from RefSeq and is a predicted model, not a curated record. Bases 1 to 978 code for a protein of 325 amino acids.
AUGUCUAUCCCUCCACUGUCACCCAAAACGACUCUUCAAGGACGGUCGUUGCUCAUUACUGGCGCGAAUGUCGGACUCGGUUUCGAGUCAGCGCGCCUAGCAUUACGAUUGGGCUCCUCCCCUGUGUACAUAACCGCGCGUACCGUGGAGAAGGGCAACGUGACGCGUGACGAGCUGCUCGCCGACCCCGAAGUAAAGAACAAGAAUACGAAUGCGAUCGUUAAGGUGUACGCGCUCGAGAUGUCCAAGUGGGAUGAUGUCACCUCUUUCGCCAAGAAGUUCGUUGAUGAUAGGCAGACUGCUGGCGAAGGACUCGACAUUGCUAUUCUGAAUGCAGGUCUAGUCAGUGCAGUCUUCCAACUUGCACCGACUGGUAAUGAGACAACUAUUCAAGUUAAUCACCUGUCGACUGCACUUCUCACACUUCUUCUUCUGCCUCUCCUCGAGCGCAGCACGACACCCGAGCAUACCGCCAGGUUGACAAUCAUCUCCAGCACAUCGCACCUGCACACAGGGCUCAAGCACUGCCCGCCAGACAAUAUAGACUUCUUGGCCUCCUUGAAUGACAAGAAAACGUUUUCUGGCAGGGAGCGAUAUGGCUUGAGCAAGCUCCUGAUCAUCCUAUUCCUCCGCGAGCUGUCCCAAAAGGUCAGUAACGACAAGGUCGUGAUCAACACGGUGUGCCCCGGGAUGAUCAAGACCCAGCUCGUGCGUAGCAUUCCCUGGUGGUUUGUACCCGCCAUGUGGAUAUGGCAAGCUACGUCCGCCAACCCGAUUGAGAGAGGCGCUGGCUGCUACAUUGAUGCGGUGGCCAACGUCGGCAAGGAGAGCCACGGACAAUGGUACCAGAAGAUGAAGCAGACCCCGUAUGCCGAUGUCGUUACCGGGCCGGAAGGCAAGGAUAUACAAAAGCGGAUCUGGGACGAAACAUUAAGACAACUCGAGAAGGUCUCGCCAGGCGUUGGUGGCAACAUUUAA